Limanda limanda (common dab) is the source of this 2723-nucleotide messenger RNA. It is a transcript of the gene adob, whose product is annotated as 2-aminoethanethiol (cysteamine) dioxygenase b. The transcript has a single exon. Gene Ontology annotation, molecular function: oxidoreductase activity, acting on single donors with incorporation of molecular oxygen, incorporation of two atoms of oxygen. The coding region runs from base 111 to 848 and encodes 245 amino acids. NCBI's taxonomy places the organism in Eukaryota, Metazoa, Chordata, Actinopteri, Pleuronectiformes, Pleuronectidae. Gene Ontology annotation, cellular component: mitochondrion. The record is from RefSeq and is a predicted model, not a curated record.
CGGAGUGAGUCAUCUCUCCACUAGACGAUCUGUGCAGCUAGCAGCAGUGCUAAGCUAACCAGCGGUCGGUGGAGUCGCUGGUGCCGGGGCAGAGUCGUUCCUCCUCCGGUAUGAUGCCAGGUGACAGCGACAUGAGCUCCAUCGUCCAGAGAAUCGCCCGCCAGGCCCUCGUCACGUUCCGCAGCCCGCCCCAGGUCGGAGGGCCCGACGCCGGGAAGAGUUUCCUGGAGAACCUCGGGAAGCUCCAGACCCUGAUGACGGAAGUGCGAGCCGGGGACCUACAGCUCGCCCCGCGGAGAGCCGAGGACAGUCCGCCCGGUGUGGCCCCGGUGCUGCCCUACCCCCACGGAGCUCCGCCGGUCACAUACAUGCACAUUUGCGAGACGGACCACUUCAGCAUGGGGGUGUUUCUGCUGAAGAGCGGAGCCUCCAUCCCGCUGCACGACCACCCGGAGAUGCACGGGGUCCUGAAGGUCCUGUACGGGAAGGUCCGGAUCCGCUGCUUCGACCGGCUGGAGCCGAACCCGGCCCCGGCCCAGGUGGGCUCCCUGCGGCGCUCCGUGCUCCGCUCCACCGGGGAGUUCACGGAGGAGUGCGGGCCCUGCGUCCUCUCCCCCGACCGGGACAACCUCCACCAGAUCGACGCGGUGGACGGACCCACGGCGUUCAUGGACAUCCUGGCCCCGCCGUACGACCCGGACGACGGCCGGGACUGCCACUACUACCGGGUCCUGGAGGCGGAUCCCGCGGGGCCGAAGGAGAAGGAGCUCUGGCUCAUGGAGAUCUCACAGCCGCCGGAUUUCUGGUGCGGAGGAGAACCGUACCCGGGCCCGGAGGUCUCCCUCUGAUCCGGCCGAAUAACGUCCUCUUCUCUCGGCCUGGUCUGGUUCAGUGACCUCGGACAAACUGGGGCUAAUCCAUGUGUGUGGAGCAUGUGGAGCCGUGCCGGGCCGUGCCAGGCCAGACUGAGGGUCAACACCACAUGAAUGUAUCGGUGCAGGUGGAGGAAACAGCUUGGGACCUGGGGGGGUCGGUGCUGCAAAGAUAGAAUUGAAUUAAAUUUAUAAUCACAUUUGAGAGUUUCCUCCAUCAGCUUCUGAUGCUCCUCUAACCUCCUCCAUCAGAAAGGGAAUCAAACCAUUUUCAUUAGGUUUUUCUCUUUCAUGAAUAAUUCAGUUAGAAAACAGUUCCGCCUCUGAGUUGAGGAGCAGCUAAAACUCAGUUUAACUAACACACACACACCUCUGUCCUGGAUCCGGUUUGAUUCCAUGAAACUGAAGAGAUGUUUCAUCUUUAGGUUAAAGGGUUCAAAAACAGAAAAGCCCCCAAAAUUGGACUUUGAGCAGACGACUAUGUACAAACAAAAUAAUCAUAAAAAAGACCCUUGAGAGUAUUAUUGAUGCCAAGAACUGAAAGAUUGAUGAUGUGCAGGGGCCUGGUGCUGCGUUCAAGAAGAGUCGGAGGUCAGAGGUCGCUGCUUCAAGUUUGUAUUCCAACCAAAUUCAGAGGAAACUCAAUGAAAGAGUUGCUGUAAAAUCUAGGGACGUCCUCCAUGAAAGAACACUGAAUUAUAUGGUUAAUUAUCAAUUUUUCUGGGAUUUCCAGACGUGUGACUGCACCUGAACGCAGCAUUAACCUGCUCUGACCUGAAAUGUCCCUGCUGCUGGUGGACAUUGCCCUGGACCACUGAGGUUAAGGCGUCCAUGUGUUUUAAUCGUCUUCCUGCUUAUGGUUUUGUCCUGUUUGUCAGAUUGAAAAAAAAACGUGUGAAUCUUCAGGUUUAUUCUUUAGUUAUGACAGAAAAUCAUCUGAAGCUGCAGGUUUUCUUGUGAUUAGGCCUCGAGAGUUUGCUCCUCAGGACUGUUUGUGAUUCGCUGACUGAUUGUUUGUAAAGAUGUGCACUAAGUUCCCACGUUUGAAAAGAGACGUUUUCACUGUUCGCUUGAGCUCCAGCGUCAGAGAAGUCCGAAUAAGAAGCUGUUCAUGUCACAGCUUGAGGUUUUGGAUUUAAUCAGACAUUCGAGGAGAUUGUGAAGCUGUUUUCAGAUGUGAAAUAUCUGGAGAAUAUUGUCUGUUGGUCCUUCUCACCAAAGCUCUGGAAUCCAAGUCGACGUCUUCAUCUUCUGCGUGCACGGCUCCUCCUCUUCUUCAUCCUGAGAUAUUUGUAUUCUUCCAGUUUCACGUCCGUGGAUUUUCAAGACAUUCGAGGCUGCAGGAAAAGUUCCAGAAAAGGGCCAGAGACACUGACUCAGACAUUUGUUCUCACACACAGAACCUCCAGAACAUUUCAGGAACUUGUCUAGACUUCAGGUCUGAAUACAGCUUGAGGGUGUGAUUUAUUAUAAUUGAAACAAACUGCUGAACAAAUCUGCUACUAAAAAUUCAGCACUUAAAAGUGAAAUAAUAUGAAGGUGCAGUGAAACGUGACAGAAGCACUUAGAGCCACGUGAAGAGUUCAGCUCCUGAAAUGUAGGAGAACGAGACUUUGAAAUGAGAAAUGAUUAAUCUUAUAUUCUACUCUAUUUUUGAAAAUUGGUGAAAAAGUAUCAAGAGUUGCUGCAUGAUUGAAUUUGUGAACACUGAAGACGUAUGUUCUGAAUGUUGGAUCGCAGACGACAGGUCCUUUAAUCAGCUCUUUAAAUCAGACCCGAGAAUCUGAUUCUGUAUCGAUGUUUCUGCCAUGAAGAUUUUCUCUGUUCAUAUAAAGCGUGUUGUUUAUUUUG